Messenger RNA from Malassezia pachydermatis, 2973 nucleotides. Its product is annotated as p-loop containing nucleoside triphosphate hydrolase protein. The record is from RefSeq and is a predicted model, not a curated record. Gene Ontology annotation, cellular component: U4/U6 x U5 tri-snRNP complex; cytosol; U2-type catalytic step 2 spliceosome. Lineage: Eukaryota; Fungi; Basidiomycota; Malasseziomycetes; Malasseziales; Malasseziaceae. Gene Ontology annotation, molecular function: U5 snRNA binding; GTPase activity; GTP binding. Gene Ontology annotation, biological process: mRNA splicing, via spliceosome. Bases 1 to 2973 code for a protein of 990 amino acids. The transcript is spliced from 2 exons.
AUGGACGACUACGACGAGUUUGGCAAUUAUAUCGGGCCACUCUCGGACUCUGGCUCAGAGGAGGAGUUUGUCUCGGAGCCUGGGCAGGACGUCGGCGGCGCGUCGGCGGCGGCAGCCGAGGCUGCUGUACCAGCAGAGGCGAGCGAUGCUUACGGCGACCAUGAGAUGGAUGCAUCGGCCUCGGCCAACGAUACGGCGCUGGUAAUGCAUGUGGACGAAGAUGCCUCGAAUGCCGUGGUCCUACAUGAAGACAAAAUCUACUAUCCGUCCGCCCGUGAAGUGUAUGGCGCCGACGUCGAGACGCUGGUCCAAGAAGAAGAUGCACAGCCCCUAACGCAGCCCAUUGUCGAGCCGGAGCGCAUUCGAAGUUUUGCUGUCGAGGAAAAAGGCCUGCCGGAGGUGCGCUUUGACCGACAGUUCUUGCUGGACAUGAUGCAGUUCCCAGAUAUGGUACGCAAUGUAGCGAUUGUGGGCCAUCUGCAUCAUGGCAAGACAAGCUUGGUGGAUAUGCUAGUGGAAGAGACGCACCGCGUCGAGGUCGAUGCAGAAAAGCCUAUGCGGUAUACGGACACACAUGUCCUGGAGCAGGAACGCGGCCUAUCCAUUCGUGCAACGCCUAUGUCCUUUGUCCUCCCGACGUCGCGGGGGAAGAGCUACGUGGUGCAUGUCGCAGAUACACCGGGUCAUACCAAUUUCCAGGAUGAAGUCGCAGCGGCGCUGCGUCUCGCGGACGGUGUCGUGCUGGUCGUGGAUGCCGUCGAAGGCAUGAUGUGCAAUACCGAGGCGAUUGUGCGAUACUGUGUGCAUGAGCAGCUGCCAAUGGUCAUGGUGCUCAAUAAGAUCGACCGCUUGAUUCUUGAGCUGCGUCUGCCGCCGGCAGAAGCGUACUUUAAGCUGCGGCAUACGAUCGAGGAAGUCAACCACUUGAUCGGGACACUCACAGGCGAUCCCAGCCUACGCUUUGGCCCGGAGCGUGGGAAUGUCGCGUUUGCAAGUACGCAAGUAGGCUACUGCUUUACGCUGCGGAGCUUUGCGAAGCUUUAUGCAGAGCGUGCGCCGGUGGACGUGGAAGCGUUUGCGCAGCGGCUGUGGGGCCAGAUUUUCUACGAUGCCUCUUCACGAACGUUUUCACGCAAGGCGCCGCAUGCGGAUGCGCCACGGAGCUUUGUCCAGUUUGUGCUGGAGCCUCUGUACAAACUGUACAGUGUGGUGCUGAGUGCUGACGUCGACACGCUACGACGAACUCUUGCGACGCUGCGUAUGCAGCUGCCCUCGGCGGCGUACAAAAUGGAUGUGCGGCCCUUGCUGAAGUUGGUGCUGCAGCAGUUUGUUGGGCGAUCCACGGGCUUGGUCGAUAUGCUGGUUGAGCACAUUCCCAGUGCGCUGGACGGCGCCGCAGCGAAAGUGCGUACGUUGACAGGACCUAGCGAAAGCCGCCUGGCACAGGCUGUUAAGGCGUGUGAUGCACAGGGCCCGUUGUUGGUCCAAAUUGCAAAGCUGUUCCCUACGUCGGAUGCCUCGGCGUUCCGUGCGUGGGGCCGUGUGCUGAGCGGCACCGUGCAGCAAGGGCAGCGUAUCAAAGUGCUGGGCCCUUCGUACACGGCUGAUGACGAAGAGGAUAUGGCCUUGGAGACGGUCGACGGGGUAUGGGUCUCCGAGGCGCGGUAUGUGGUUGGAACGGACCGGGUGCCUGCGGGUAGCUGGGUCCUGUUGGGCGGCAUUGAUGCCUCGAUUACCAAGAGCGCGACCCUGGUCGACGCGACGUGGGCGGCCGAGGAGACGGCUCUGUUGCAGCCGCUGCAUCACAUGACCGAAAGUGUCCUGAAAGUCGCCAUUGAGCCUCUCCACCCAGCGGAGCUCCCGAAAAUGCUCGAAGGCCUACGCAGCGUGAACAAGACGUACCCUCUUGUCUCGACGCGCGUGGAAGAAAGUGGCGAGCAUACGCUGAUCGGUACAGGCGAGCUGUACUUGGACUGUGUGAUGCAUGACUUGCGGCAGUUGUAUGCGGACAUGGAAAUCAAGAUCAGUGAUCCUGUCGUCAAGUUCUGCGAGACAGUGCUGGAGACCAGCGCUGUGCAGUGCUAUGCGGACACGCCCAACAAGCAGAACCGAUUGACGGUGAUUGCCGAGCCUUUGGAAAAGGAGCUGGCGGACGAUAUUGAGCAGGGCCGUGUGGAUAUCGACCUGCCGCCCAAGCAGCUGGCGCGUGUGCUGCAAGACCGCUACGGCUGGGAUGCGCUCGCAGCGCGGUCCGUGUGGGCGUUUGGCCCCGAUGCGCAUGGCCCCAAUGUGUUGGUCGACGAUACGCUGCCGGACGACGUCGAUAAGACGCUGGUGUAUGCGGUGCGUGAGCACAUCAAGCAAGGAUUCCAAUGGGCCGCUCGCGAAGGUCCGCUGUGUGACGAGCCGAUGCGUGGCGUGAAAAUCCGGCUGUGUCAUGCCAACGUGGCCACCGAGCCGAUUCAGCGGGGCGGUGGUCAGCUGAUUCCUACGGCCCGCCGUGUGACGUACGCUGCGUUCCUCCUCGCGACGCCGCGGCUUAUGGAACCGAUUUACGCGGCGGAGAUCCAGGCGCCGGCCGAGUGCGUGAGCAGUGUGUACACCCUGCUAGCACGACGACGUGGCCACGUCGUGCAGGAUGCGCCGAAAGCAGGUACACCGCUCGUGACCGUGAAAGCGCUGAUCCCCGUGAUGGACGCCAACGGCUUCGAGACGGAUUUGCGUGUGAUGACGCAAGGCCAAGCGUUUGUUCUGCAGCAAUUUGAUCACUGGGCCGUGGUCCCAGGCGAUCCCAUGGACACCAGUGUACCACUCCGCCCUCUCGAGCCGGCGCCGCCGCUGGGCUUGGCACGUGAUUUCGUGCUGAAGAUGCGACGACGCAAAGGCCUGGGCGACGUGAUCUCCGUCUCGUCGUACCUCGAGAGCGAUAUGGCGGUGGCGCUAGCGCAGGCGGGCAUCGACGUGGCAGUGUAG